This is a messenger RNA of Symbiodinium natans, 4203 nucleotides long. The record is from the annotation of a GenBank genome assembly. NCBI's taxonomy places the organism in Eukaryota, Dinophyceae, Suessiales, Symbiodiniaceae.
AUGUGCGGCACGCGCACCUUGCGGGGAGCUGUUCUUUCGCUGACGCUCUUGCUGUGCGCGCCGUCUGGCCAGGGCCAGAGCUGCCUUCCCGAUGCCAUCCCGGUCCAUCUCCGUAAGAACGUGACAGCCAAUGGCACGAGCUUCCCCCUCGGCAUCUGGAACGCCCACAGAAAGUGGCAGCUGGCGACGCCCACUGCUGCCUUUCAGAUCCUGGCCGAGGAACUUCUGGGUUACAACGUGCAUGUGGAGGUGGCUGACACGAUGCUCGGUCAGGAUGCCUUGUACGCCCUGGCCGGCUGCGAGCGGCCGACCGUGGAGGGCGACCGCGGCUGCAACGGGCAGGAGACCCGGAUGCACGUGUCGAUCGGAAUCUACCUUGACCAAGAGGUUCUGCCGCACUACGACAAAGUGCAGCGCUUCAAGAUGGGGGGCGUGCUGGAUGACUUGCAGAGCCUCGGCUUCAUGUCCCAGUCUGGCAUCUACGUGGGUGGCCCCACGAUGGCCCUCGCGGAGACAUCCGAGCGGCUGUUCCUGGACGACUACCGGAACUAUGAUUCGAUGUACCUAAACCCCAAGCAUUGGUUCUCAAGCAUGGAAAACAUCAGCAGGUCAAUGCUUAUGCCAUGCCACAUGUGGAGCGGAGUCUUCGUUGGCAACGUUUCUCAGUAUCUGUACUUCACGAAGGAUCGUGAUGGUGUGAACAUGUCGGGAGGUGAGCCCUCUCCUCGCUGCUCGGAUGGCUACUGGUGGCUGGCGCCAGCUUGCCGGGGCAACUCCUCGAGUUGCAUUCCCUGCCUCACAGGGGCCGCAGGCACGUACGUUUACGGCGCAGAGGAGAUCAUGUCCAAGGCCGUGGCCUGGUCGAUGCCCAUGGCCUUGGCCGCUGCGGAUGCCGGGACAAGCUUCGGGCAGAUCGUCACCCAGCAAUCGGUUCUUUUCUAUUUCUGGGAGCCAGACCUGACGCUGGGAAACCUCGGCCAUCGCCUGAUCUCCUUCCCAGAGUUCAACGAGCAACGCUGGGCGUUGGGAGCCAAGGCCACCAUGGCACAGCCCCUGGACCACCGGAUUCUUGCCAACCAGAACCUGAACGUGCUGGCGCCGGAUGUCCGGGGCCUGCUCCUCAACAUGGAGGUGGACCUGCCUGCGGCCCUUGAGAUGAUGGUCGCCAGCGUGCGGGCCAUGGCGGUGAUCCUCGCCAGUCUCGGGCUGAGCGAGAUGGACGCGCUGACGUCCCAGGAGUGGUGGGGUGCUUGCUGGCAGGGGGCAUGUGACUGGCUGCAGCAGAACAGGGACACGUGGCAGGCUUGGAUGCCACUGAAGUCGAACUGCUACGCAGGCCAGGGCAUGCAAGAGGGUGGGCAGUGGCUGACGAACCGGUCGCAGAACGCGACCUGCAGCGCUUGCACUCCCGGGCGCUACUCGGCACUGCUGGAGGACGCCUACGGCGCCACGGCCGUGUGCCGCCCAUGCCACCCGGGCACCAGCCAGGUGAAGCCCAUGUCCGUGAGCUGCGACUACUGCCCGGCUGGCACCAAAGCGGACCAUUGGGCCGCGACGCGCUGCGAGAAGUGCCCGCAAGGCCAGUACCAGGACGAGACCGCAGCCACAGAGUGCCGCAGCUGCGCGGAUGACAAGACCACGACGGUCCUGGCCGCUGCAAGCGAGAUGGACUGCAUCUGCAGAGCCGGCAGGUACCUGUGGAACCUGACGGAGUGCCGUCCGUGCCCGGAGGGCAUGGACUGCCCGGGCGGCUCGGGCGUGCCGCAGCAGCUGCGGGGCUUCUGGGCGGAGAACCUUGGGACAGAGGCCCGGAGCCGGUACUCGGUCUACUCCUGCCGUGACCCGGCCCGGUGCCCACAAGGCCCCCCGGGCCGGUGCAGCUUCGGGCGCACGGGGCGCGCCUGCGCCGACUGCUUCUUGGGCUACGCCUCCGAUGUGGACGGCUCUUGCAGGCCCUGCGAUGCCCUGUCUUUGUGGCCCUUCCUUCUGCUGCCCAUCGUGAUCCUGGGGCUCCUGCCGCUGCUCGUGGCCGCCAGCAUCCUGGUGAGCCGCGCGCGGCGCGUGGCCACCAGCAUCUUCAUCGUCUGCGUGAUCUUCGGGCAGCUGGUCGUCUGUCUGCAGAGCCUGGAGGCCAUCUACCAGUUCGAGAUCGCCUGGAUCGACCCGGCCAAGGCCGUGCUCUCCUCGCUGGCGCUCUUCAGCCUGGACAUCGAGUUCUCCUGCAUCCUGGAUCCCCAGAGCCACGUGGUGGAGUACGGCUCACAGCUCCUGGCCUACCCCGCCGUGUUGCUGGCCACCUUCGGCUUCUGGCUCUUGGCCCGCUGGGCCAAGCGCCCCAUCACUUUCAACUCGUUCGUGAACCUCCAUGGGGUCUUGCUGGUGGCGUUGCUCACGGCCAUGUCCCUGACGGUGAUGCGGCCCUUCCAGUGCCGGCAGAACCCCAACGGUCUCACCACCAUGGCAACCCGCACGGACGUCCUCUGCUGGGGCCCCGAGCACGGGCCGCUGGUGGUGCUGGCGGCCUUGGGCAUCCUGGCCUACCCCGUCACCAUCCUCUCCAGCAUCGCGUUCCUCACCUGGAAGUACCCUACCUGGCUCAGGUCCGGCAAAGGCCUGGAGGUGCUGGAGAAAUACAACUUCCUCUUCGGCCGCUUCCGCCCGGAGCGCUACUACUGCGGCCUCCUCCUCUCCGGGCACAACUUGGUGGUGGCCCUGAUCCCGGCGGCGCUGGUGUCCGUGCCCGCCUUGCAGGUGGGCAUCAUGGGCAUCGUGGUCUGCAUCAAGCUCGCGGCGCAGAGCCUCCUCUGGCCUUGGCGCGUCGAAGUGGCCAACUACAAUGACCUGGUCCUCUCCACGGCGCUGCUGAUCUUGCUGUUGCUCGCCUCGCCAAUGCUGCGCCUGGAACAGAAUCAGGACGGCAGCUUCCUGGUGGCGGCGCUGCUCACCGGCGUGCUCUGCCUGCUGCCCCUGGUGGCGCUGGCGGCCGCGUGCCUGGCCGCCUCGCUGCGGCUAAGGCCCCAGAGCAAGUACGACGCCUUCCUCUGCCACCACAAGGCGGGCGCCGGCGCCCUCUGCCGCUUCAUCAAGCUCAUCGUGCACAAGUACGGGCGCAUGAACAUCUUCCUGGACUCCGACGAGCUCGACGACCUCGCCCGCAUCUUCGAGAUCGUCAGCUCGGACACCCGCUGCCUGGUGGCGGUGCUCACGCCCGAGCUGCUGCAGCGCAUGUGGUGCGCGGGGGAGCUGACGAGCGCCCGCAAGCACGGAAUCCCCAUCAUCCCGCUCUACUGCGACGGCUACGCCUUCCCCGAUGCGGAAAGCAUCAACAACAUCCAGUCCGUCUGGACCGAGGAGCAGCAGUACACCCUCACCAGCCACGGCAUCUCCAUGGAGGACAUCAAGGCCACCUACCGGCACCUGAGCGCGCGGAAGGGCUACGCCUUGAGCCGGCACGCCAGCCUGGAGGAGCAGGAGCGGCUGGUCCUGGAUGUGGCCAUGGCUGCCCGAGGGCCUCGAGGCGCCUGGCGCGCGGAGGUGGCGCCCCAGGGCGCCGUGGGCGCUGCGCGCAUCCUGCUCUGCUCCACGGAGCUGGAGCCCGAGGCCAUCUCCACCGUGCUGAUCCUGCAGCAGAUGGUGCAGCAGCAGCUGCGCAUCGCCACCUUCCGGGCGCGGGGCCUCAAGGACAUCGCGGCCGCGGCCAGCGCCUCCUUCGCGCUGGUGCUGCUGAGCAAGGGCGUGCUGGAGGACCCCGACUUCGCGCUGCGCGUCGGGCAGAUGCGAGCGCAGGGGCUUAGCUUCGUGCCGGUGAACGACGGCACCUUCCAGUUCCCGGCCCCGGACUUCUACCAGCAGGUGGAGGAGGGCGGCGUGGCCGGGCUCAGCCCGAACCUCGGCCGCAGCCUGGCCAAGGCCUACCAGGCGCUGCUGGGCAUCCUGGCGCUGCCCCUCACGCCCCACGCCUCGAGCGGCAUCCUCGAGAGGCAGGUGACGCAGAUCUGCCAGAGGUUCGGCAACCUCGACGACCUGCUCGAGCAGAGGACCUUGUCCAAGACCGCCACCGACGAGGUCUGCGUCGCGGACAUCUCCAUGUCCCUCACAGACCUCGAUGAUCUGGAGCUCGACGCACAAGCAGGACCUCAACAGGACCUCAGCCACGAGGCCGAAAGUGAGUAUUCUGUCCGCGACGACCUCUGGUACACGUGA